Molecule: messenger RNA, 4047 nt
Organism: Theileria equi strain WA
Lineage: Eukaryota; Apicomplexa; Aconoidasida; Piroplasmida; Theileriidae
Exons: 1
Coding region: 1-4047 (1348 amino acids)
Source: RefSeq, a predicted model, not a curated record
AUGAUUGGUUCAGGUUCAAAAUCAAGGAUUUUCUACUACUUAAUUAUUCUUUUUCUGGUUAUAAACCUUAAAAAUGUAUAUAGGGUGUACGCACUUUCCGGUGAGUUUGAUGCCAAUGGAAAUGGUAUCACGCAAAAUAGUUUAACAAGCACAACAAUUCCCACUACUAUCAAUCAAGAACAGAGUACAGAUGAAAAUAAGAGUGAAAGUAUAGAUUCAGUAAAUAAGGUCCCUGAUUUGAAGAGUAGUGACCAAUUGUUUCCAAAACCUGAUAGCCAAAAAAAUGAGGUGGAUCAAAGUGGACAUAAACCGAUUGAUCAGUUACCUCCUAGUGAUGAUUACGAUGAAGAUGAUGUAAGGGGAAUUGAUGAAAAGAGUGGUGAAAUAUCUAGAUAUACCUUGGGAGUGGACCAAGAAUGGUUGAGAAGAGAAAAUGCUGCCAAAGUGGUGGGAUCAAAACUUCCUGCAAGCACAUCUGUCGGAUAUAAUAAGAGAACACAUACACUCGAGCCUAUAUUAAGUGCUCAAAAAACACUUGGUGGAGUGAUACAAAGUUUAGUUGAUAACGAAUCGAUCCUUCGCAGAAAAUAUUCUCAGAAGGUAAAAAUACAGCAUGACCUAAGUCUCGCUAUAACAAGAGAAACAGCACAAGUUGUUUCUCUUUUAACCAGUGGGGAGCUCCAAAAAUUGCGUAUGAAACAUCCGCUUGUGUUUCAGAGACUAGUGGAACCUUUGCAAACACAACACGCACUAAAUAUUCUACUCAGCAAAGACAUGAAUAGAAUGAAAAGGUAUAACAAAAAUUGGUACUCAUAUGCAAAAAAUGAUGACAAGAAAGCGCUUUUAGAUGAGUUGAGGAACUACUGCGGAAAUAAAGCUCUUUAUGCAUCUAAUAUAAAACAGCCAAAGAAAAUGAAAAAAAGCAGAGAAGACGUUUACAAAAAACUUGAGUUAUUUCACAAUGAUUACCAAUGCCAACUUGUCGUUAGAGAAAAUCAGAUAUCUGAGAAAAUAUUAAGAACAUUUGAGCAACAGAGUGGAUUGUAUAUAGCUCCCCUCUACAACAGCAUAUCUCCUUCUAUUGGGAACAAGUGGUUAUUAUCUAAAUUUGAACAAUAUUUUUCUCAAUCAGCCAAUCUGAAUCUAGAUCUUUUGGGGAAAACUGCAUAUUCUUUAAUAGGAAGAUUCAUGCUUAUGGUUGAGAACGGUACAGUAUUACCAACUUCUCCUAGUUCUCAAGUAGCACUAAGUUCUCUAACUACGAUUUUGUCCAAUAUAAUGGAAGGAAUAGUAGAACCCACAACGUUUUUAGGAAAAAAGAAGUACUAUGGCUUUAUGAAUAUGUGUGAUGUAAAAUGUGCUGAGGGUUUGUUUAAACCAAAAUCAAAUUUUUUCUAUAAAGAACUUUUGAACAAACAACUUGAAAUUCUAAAAUGGGUUACCGCAUUUUAUAACGAUGAUUUAUUGAGAAUAGACACAUCUGCUCAAAAACUUUUGUUGGAGAUUAUGUAUAGGACCACUCGUGAUCCUGGAUUUCUGAGAUCAUACAAGAGCGUUAGGUUAAAUAUAAAAUCUGAGUUUGAAGAUAAAGAUAAAUCCUUUAUUGAACUUGACACUCCAAUUCCUGUUCCCAUAAAAUUUCAGAAACUGGAAAGAGUUACUAAAAAUACAGGACAAUUGCAAGAUGUAACCGAUGAGAAUAAACCAACGAAAUCUCCAAUAAUGGGAAAGUUUAAAAUUUUUAUGUCUAGAUUCUUGAGUGGAUUUCGUAAACAAGGUUCUAGCGUGGAUAAUAAGGCUCUUUCUAGUUCUAUAGUACCUUAUGAAGUUUUCAAAACACCCAAAAAUAUCGUUGCUUCAUUGGAUAACUUGUUUUUAGACACAUUUUAUAACAUAGCAGAUUAUAUUAAAUCAGCGGCAGAACACGAAAAUAAUGUUUAUUACGAAACUUUGAACACAUUUGUAUUGAUACAAAAUAUACAUGGAGCAAUUCAUUCCUUUGAGGACAAGAAAACCAAAAGCCUAGCAUCAUCUAAGACUCUUGGAGCUGUUUUUCGGUGGCUAAAUAUGAAUCCUAGAGAGCAUUUAUCGCAUAUACCAAAUAAAUUUUUACCAUUCACUUCACUGUCUCUCCAACUUAUGUUCUUCUUACAAAAUGUUGUUGAGUCGUAUACUAUGAGUUUUCUUGGUAGUUUAAAGGGCUUCUUCAGGGGUUUAAUAAAGUUUGGUUUUAAGGGACGGUUUAGACCAAAAACGUAUGCUCAGCUCUAUGAAUUUUUAGAACCGCAUGUGGUCUAUAAUAGUGGUAAAUAUCUUAACAGUUUGGACAUAAUAUCUAGUAUGGUAUCGAAGUUUAAGGAUUUAUUUCUCUCCAAACCAGCGAUACCUUCACCAAUAAUCCAAUAUAUAACUGUUUUUGUUGGAUUAUGGGCUAAGGGCGCUUCAGGUGAUUUUAGCAUGUCAGAUAUAAACAUGGAUAGAGUGAGGAAAACGUUCUUUUUGAGUUACGUUUCUAAUGGAAAAAGUUUGGCAGAUAUGGCAACAAACAUCAUCAUGGAUAACUGCAAGGUUGGUAAUCAUGCACUCCAUCUUGGUUGCAUAUCGAAAAUAUCAUCAAACAACAAAUGUAAACAAAUCUAUGUCAGCUUAAAAUCAAAUAAGCUGAAGAAGGUUUUGAAAAUGUUGGAAGCUACUUUCCAUGAUCCACUGGAUAUAAUUCGAUUGGCAUCUGACACAGCCCGCAGAUGUCUUGCUCAGAAGAAGCAACCUCGUCCACGACAGUCAAUGAAGCGAUCUAAACCGUACAAGUAUUUCCCACUUGCUAAAAAAACGAUCAAAGUACCUCAUUAUAUGGAUCGUCUUAUGUUACAUUCCGAAUUUUCACACAGAAUACAUUGUUAUAAAGCUCAGAAAAGAUUGGUAAAGGAAAUGAUAAAGUCUCUAUCAUCUGCAGUUUCGGAGGAUAGCGCUCGUAAAAUAAUUUCUACGGUUUUCUCAUCCUACCGAAGUAUUGAAAUUAAACAAGUUGGUAUGGCGAAUAGCAGCUACAGGCUCAUUUGUCCAUUCAUGUACGAUGCCCCUGAGGAACUCAGAAAUAUCCAUCAACUGAAUAUCAUCAAGUAUGUUAUCAGUAAAGCAGUAUCAAAAGCACGUUUCUCACCCGAACGUAAACGUUUGCUUACCUCAUUACAAUCACAACCGCAUAAACUAUAUCCAACAAUCCAAAUGGAACCGUUGGCAGAUCUUCCAGGAUGUGUACUAGUAGGAACCCGUAAAUACAAUGGUGUAUCAUAUUCUGGGGGAUAUGCUCCGCUGGAAAAAAUUGCAUAUCCAGAUAAUGUAGUUGUAAAACCCGGGGAAGGUCGUCUAGUAUACGAUGGUUCUGGAUUUGUACCAGAAUUAAUGGCCUUACGCGAAACUGUAAACGUAGAGUCAAUCUCUGUGAGGUUUGAAGGUGGUUAUAAUAAGUAUUAUUAUAACAUGACGGACGGAACUCAAGUAGACGAACGAAACUUUGCUAUAGAUAGUCCAGACUUUAUUGUAAAAUCACAUGUGUUAACAACUGCAAAUGCACUUAUAAAAUUGGGUUUUGACAUGGGUAGAAUUAUAUGGUGUGGUUAUAAACACGGAUGGGUGGCUGACUUUGUUUUAAGUGAGGUAGUUGGUGACACCGAUGUACCUGUAUUCAAUGGGCGUUAUUGGUUACUCAGUAGAGAAUUGCGUGUGGAAGAUUUGGUAGGUCCUGAUAUGAAAAUUAAAGAUGGUGAUGAAAUAAAGAUGGAAAACAUCGACAAGUACAAUAUAAGGAUUGUAAACACCAACAAUGAGGUGAUGAAUUUGAAUAAGGAUAGUAACAAAGAAAGCUCCCAGAGCGGAGAUAGCCCAUCCAACUCGGCUGAAGGUUCAUUCAGCACCAUUCUAGGAAAUAUAACUCCUGGAGGAGUAAAGAAUCUUGUGAAAGAUGCUUCAUAUAUCCCGGAAAGAAACACACUAGUUAUAGAUCUGGAUGCACCAGAUUUUGUUUACAGUAUCGGUGGAAAUCUAUGA